Amyelois transitella is the source of this 787-nucleotide messenger RNA. It is a transcript of the gene mRpL40, whose product is annotated as large ribosomal subunit protein mL40. The record is from RefSeq and is a predicted model, not a curated record. NCBI's taxonomy places the organism in Eukaryota, Metazoa, Arthropoda, Insecta, Lepidoptera, Pyralidae. The coding region runs from base 121 to 729 and encodes 202 amino acids. The transcript is spliced from 5 exons. Gene Ontology annotation, cellular component: mitochondrial large ribosomal subunit; mitochondrial ribosome.
UUUACAAAAAGACUACCUACCUACUGUUUUGUCUCGAUUUUCCGAGUUAAAAUUUCUUGUUUCUGUUUUAUUGAUUUACAUAACUACAAUUUAACUGGAUACGUAUUUAUUACUGGAACCAUGUUUGGUUCAGUGCUUAGACAAUUUUCAAGAAUUUCUUUAAAUCAAUUGCCGUUACAAGCUAGUGGUCGAAGUAUAUGUACUACCACUGCAUUACAGUUCAAAAUUACUGAUUACCUAUGUGCUGAACCUAUGAAGAAGAAAAAGAAGAUUGAUCCUGCUAUAGUGAGAGCUCGGGAGGAACGUCGCAGAAAAAAGCUUGAGAAACAAAUCCGACGACUGCAGAAGAAUGCCCGCCAGUUGAAACCUAUUGAUGAGAUGGAGGUGCCACUGCACUUAUUGGAUCAAAUUCAAAAACGCAGUCGAGGUCCUCCCCAAAUUUCCCAGGAGGUGCAAGAAGAACGUGCAUUGUUGCAAAAGGAAUGGACACGUUACAAACGGCAGGAGUAUAUGGCACAUGUUGCUCAGAUUGACAGGAUUAUGGCAGCUCAGAAACGAGCGCUAGAUAGACUUUACGAAGAAUCUGAAGAUUUGUACAAUGAGGCUAUAAUGCCUGACCUGCAGCUGAUACCGUACUCUGUGACUGGUCCAGUCGCCACGCCACCCAUCAAAGGAUAUGAAUCGCCCGAUGGAGAUUACCUGGAUGUGUCCAAGAAGUGGAAUGAUUAAGUAAAUUAUUUAAUACAUGUGUUUAGUGUAAAUAAAUGAUGAUUGUUAGUUUAUUAAA